Molecule: messenger RNA, 5011 nt
Organism: Callithrix jacchus (white-tufted-ear marmoset)
Lineage: Eukaryota; Metazoa; Chordata; Mammalia; Primates; Cebidae
Gene: RTN3
Product: reticulon 3
Biological process (GO): brain development; neuron differentiation; endoplasmic reticulum tubular network formation
Cellular component (GO): endoplasmic reticulum membrane; neuron projection; postsynaptic density
Source: RefSeq, a predicted model, not a curated record
UCCCAGCAGGGGGGCGGAGAAACCGUUCUUGCGCCUGCGCUCUGCACCACUGCGCGCUUUGGCACCCACUCGAGGGCCUUUGUGCGCGUGCGCGCUCGCGCUCCCGCCCUCUCGCUGCGCUCGGCUGAGUCAGUCAGUCAGUCUGUCGGAGUCUGUCCCGGGAGCAGGCAGAGUGAAGGGACUUGGGCAAGCCAGUUGCCGGAUUAUUUUAUUUUCCCUCCCUUUCUUCCGCCCCGUGUCUCUCUUCACCCUUCUCCCGCCCUCGCUCGCGUAGCCAUGGCGGAGCCGUCGGCGGUCACUCAGUCCCCUUCCAUCUCCUCCUCGUCCUCCGGAGCCGAGCCGUCUGCGCUCGGCGGCGGCGGCGGGAGCCCGGGAGGCUGCCCCGCCCUGGGAACGAAGAGCUGCAGCUCCUCCUGUGCGGAUUCCUUUGUUUCUUCCUCUUCCUCUCAGCCUGUAUCUCUAUUUUCGACCUCACAAGAGGUAUUGAGCUCUCUUUGCUCCAGUGAGCCAUCUUCAGAAAUUAUGACUUCUUCCUUUCUUUUAUCUUCUGAAAUACAUAAUACUGGCCUUACAAUACUACAUGGAGAAAAAAGCAAAGUGUUAGGGAGCCAGCCUAUUUUAGCCAAUGAAGGAAAAGACCACUUGGAUCUAAAAGAUACGAAAAAAAUGGAAAAGCCCCAGGGGACCAGCAACAACGUAUCAGACUCUUCAGUUUCUCUUGCAGCAGGAGUUCAUUAUGACCGUCCUUCUAUUCCAGCCAGUUUCCCAGAGCAUCCUGCUUUUCUCUCAAAGAAAAUUGGUCUAGUGGAAGAGCAAAUAGAUAAAGAGACCAAGAACCCAAAUGAGGUAUCAAGUAGGGAAGCUAAAACUGCAUUGGAUGCUGAUGACAGAUUCACUUUGCUAACAGCCCAGAAACCACCUACUGAGUACUCUAAGGUAGAAGGCAUUUAUACAUAUUCUUUGUCCCCAUCCAAAGUUUCAGGAGAUGGUGUUAUUGAAAAGGAUUCCCCUGAAUCACCAUUUGAAGUAAUUAUUGACAAAGCAGCAUUUGAUAAAGAAUUUAAAGACUCAUAUAAGGAGAGCACAGAUGAUUUUGGUAGCUGCUCUAUGCACACUGAUAGAGAAUCAUCCGAAGACAUUUCAGAGACUAAUGACAAGCUUUUUCCACUGAGAAAUAAAGAGGCAGGACGUUACCCAAUGUCUGCAUUGCUCAGUAGACAGUUUUCACAGACAAAUGCAGCACUGGAAGAGGUGUCUAGAUGUGUGAAUGAUAUGCAUAACUUCACUAAUGAAAUACUGACUUGGGAUUUGGUUCCCCAAGUGAAACAACAGACCGAUAAAUCCUGUGACUGCAUCACAAAAACUACAGGACUUGUCAUGAGUGAAUAUAAUUCAGAAAUUCCAGUUGUAAAUCUUAAAACUAACACUCAUCAGAAAAUUCCUGUAUGUUCUGUUAAUGGGAGCACUCCCGUCACUAAAUCAACAGGUGAUUGGGCAGAAGCAUCUCUCCCACAAGAAAAUGCUAUCACUGGAAAACCUAUAGCAGAUCCUCUCAGUUCCGCAAAAGAAUUCAGUAUCAGAGGUGUACAAGGCAAUACGCAGAAACAGGAUGACAUACUUGCAGAAUUACCCGGGACUACACCUGAGAAAUGUGACUCUUUGGGUUCUGGAGUGGCCACAGUGAAAAUGGUUUUAUCUGAUGACCACCUGAAAGAUGAAAUGAACUGGCAGAGCUCUGCAUUGGGAGAAAUCACAGAGGCCGAUAGUUCCGGUGAGUCUGAUGACACUGUAAUAGAGGACAUCACAGCAGAUUCAUCAUUUGAAAAUAACAAAAUUCAGGCUGAAAAACCUGUUUCCAUUCGAAGUGCUAUUGUAAAAACAGGUGAAAGAGAAAUCAAAGAGACUCCCAGUUGUAAGAGAGAAGAAGAAACAUCUAAAAACUUUGAGGAGUUGGUCAGUGCUUCUGAACUACAUCAAGAUUGGCCUGAUACUCUUGAAAGGAGUCCAGCUGGUGAGGCAGCAUGUUCAAAAGUACCCAAUAUGAAUAUCUCUGUAGAUGUGAAGCAGUCAGAUAAAGUGAGUGAAGUUGUGCCUGAAAAGCCUAUUACUACUCAGAACCCCAAACUUCCUUCAGUGUCUCCAGAUGUUUCUAAUGAGACAGAAUUCUCAUUAAAUAUGACAACAUCUGCCUAUUUAGAGUCAUUAGAUGGGAAAAAUGUUAAACAUAUAGAUGAUUCCUCCCCAGAGGACCUAGUAGCAGCCUUUACAGAAACCAGAGAGAAAGGAAUAGUAGCUAGUGAAGGAAAUGCCUUUAAGGCAGGAUCAGAGAAGACCACAGACUUUAAAACAGCUCUUCCUGUAGAAAAAGUCUUACGUGAAAAUGAGCCUGGUGGUUCUGAAAUUAAAGACAUUGGAAGCAAAUACAGUGAACAAAGCAAAGAAACAAAUGGAAGUGAACCUCUAGGUGUUUUCCCCACCCAAGGUACUCCAGUAGCAUCCCUUGACUUAGAACAAGAACAGCUCACAAUCAAGGCUCUUAAAGAAUUAGGUGAAAGACAGGUUGAGAAGUCAGCUUCUGUACAGCAUGACACAGAAUUGCCUUCUGAAGAAGUGCUGAAACAAACUUUCACAUUCGCUCCAGAAUCUUGGCCACAGAGAUCAUGUGACAUCCUAGAACAUAAUGUCAAGAAUGGAUCUGAUCUUGGGAUUUCCCAAAAGCCCACUGCUAUCAGAGAAACCACUAGGGUAGAUGCUGUUUCCAGCCUUAGCAAGACUGAAUUAGUAAAAAAGCAUGUCCUAGCAAGACUUCUGACAGACUUCUCAGUGCACGAUCUGAUUUUCUGGCGAGAUGUGAAGAAGACUGGGUUUGUCUUUGGCACCACACUGAUCAUGCUGCUUUCCCUGGCAGCUUUCAGUGUCAUCAGUGUGGUUUCUUACCUCAUUCUGGCUCUUCUCUCUGUCACCAUCAGCUUCAGGGUCUACAAGUCUGUCAUCCAAGCUGUACAGAAGUCAGAAGAAGGCCAUCCAUUCAAAGCCUACCUGGACGUAGACAUUACUCUGUCCUCAGAAGCUUUCCAUAACUACAUGAAUGCUGCCAUGGUGCACAUCAACAGGGCCCUGAAACUCAUUAUUCGUCUCUUUCUGGUAGAAGAUCUGGUUGACUCCUUGAAGCUGGCUGUCUUCAUGUGGCUGAUGACCUAUGUUGGUGCUGUUUUUAACGGAAUCACCCUUCUCAUUCUUGCUGAACUGCUCAUUUUCAGUGUUCCAAUUGUCUAUGAGAAGUACAAGACCCAGAUUGAUCACUACGUUGGCAUUGCCCGAGAUCAGACCAAGUCAAUUGUUGAAAAGAUCCAAGCAAAACUCCCUGGAAUCGCCAAAAAAAAGGCAGAAUAAGCACACGGAAACCAGAAAUGCAACAGUUACUAAAACACCAUUUAAUAGUUAUAACGUUGUUAUUUGUACUAUGAAGGAACAUACUCAGUGUCAGCUUGAGCCUGCAUUCCAAGCUUUUUUUUUUUAUUUGGUGUUUUAUCCCAUCCUUUCCCUUUAGCCCUCAGUAUCAAGCACAAAAAUUGAUGGACUAAAAAAAGAACUAUCUUAGAACUCAGAAGAAUAAAGAAAGAAUCAAAUUCAUAGGAUAAGUUAAUACCUCAAUGGUGGUGGAGCUUUUACCUGUAGCUUGAAAGGGGAAAUAUUGGAGGUAAAAGAGAAAAUGAAAGGACACCUCUGGGUCCUUCUCUCCAGUUUUCAGCACUAGUCUUACUCAGCUAUCCAUUAUAGUUUUGCCCUUAAGUUAAGAAGUAAUAAUUAACUUAUGAAAAAUUUAUUUGGGGACAGGAGUAUAUCUUGUUUUUUUUUUUUCCAGCCCUCAUAUCCUAUCUUCCUGUCCCACAAUGUGAGCAGCUACUCCUGAUAUUCCUUUUCUUUAGUAACUUUCAACUUGAGGAGUAACUUAUAGGUGAUAGUGAUAAUUCCUGAUUCUGAUAAUGCCAUCUGAUAAAAAAUAGAAAUGGAAAGUGGGACUGGAGAGGGAGUCGAGAGUGCUAUAGUGGCCACCACGCCCUCUGCCGCUAUCCCCAGGGAAGGGAAGUCUCCACCAUUUGGGAAGGUGGUUUCUGUCACUGGACACCAGUUCUGAGCAUUAGUUUGAGAACUCAUUCCCGAAUGUGCUUUCCUCCCUCUCUCCUGCCCACCUCACCUUAAGUUUAAUAAAUAUGGUUGUACUUUUCUUACUAUAAAAUAAAUGUCUGUAACUGCUGUACACUGCUGUAAACUUGUUAGAGAAAAAUAUAACCUGCAUGUGGGCUCCUCAGUUAUUGAGUUAUUGUGAUCCUGUCUCAUUCUGUGGGGGGAACAUUCUCAAGAGGUGAAAUACAGAAAGAUGAUUCCCAUUUGAGGCUAAGUUUUUUCUUCACUUUCAACAUGAAAAUUCCGCAAACUUGAAAGAAAAAUCAUCGGUGAGUUCCUUCAGGUUCUCACUCAUAGUCAUGAUCAUCGAGAGGGAAUAUGCACUGGUGAGUUUAAAGUAAGGGCUACAAUAUUCAAUGGUCCCCAAGUACUGCAGCUGCAGAAAGCAGUGGAAGGAAAUCUUUCUGCGCAUUUUGGGAAAAUGAGGAAUGUGGAUGAGUGAAAGGUACCCUUGCCUUACUGUCUUAUUUUCCUAGCCUCUUCUGAGUGUUUUAACUGGUUUCCUGUCCUAGUAGGAAGUCCAUCCUCCAUCAUCAUCCUCUGCCCUCCCAGGAAGUCAAUGAUUGUCUUUUUGGGCUUCCCUCCAAAGGACCUUCUGCAGCGGAAGCACCACAUCCAAUUCUUUUCUUUUGUUGCUGCUGUGUUUAGAUAAUUGAAGAGAUCUUUGUGCCACACAGGAUUUUUUUUUUUUAAGAAAAACCUAUAGAUUAAAAAUUACUAAUGAAACUGUGUACGUGUCUGUGCGUGCAACAUAAAAAUACAGUAGCACCUAAGGAGCUUGAAUCUUGGUUCCUGUAAAAUUGCAAAUUGAUGUGGUAUUAAU